Molecule: messenger RNA, 6247 nt
Organism: Diabrotica balteata
Lineage: Eukaryota; Metazoa; Arthropoda; Insecta; Coleoptera; Chrysomelidae
Source: the annotation of a GenBank genome assembly
AUGUCGUGGUAUCAAAACAUUUUACCAGAAGGUAUAAAGAAAAAUGUCUGUGCAUAUUUAUUACAAAGAUACCUUGGACAAUUCUUUGAAGAGAAAUUAACUAGAGAUCAACUUAACGUUGACUUCUACAAUGGAACUGGCACUGUGGAAAAAAUCAGCCUUGAUGUUCAGGCUCUUAAUGAACUUGGAGAAAAACAAAAUUGGCCAAUUGAGUUUGUGGAUGGAUACAUAGAAAAUUUAUAUGUCAGAGUGCCGUUUAUGUCGAUAUUAAAAGAUCCUAGUUAUGUAGAAGUAAAAGGAUGUAAAAUUACUGUGCAACCGAAACAAAGACAUGAAUCCGCGACAUCUAUGUUCGAAUCCAUGUGGAAUUCAAUGACCAGUUCCAUGCAGCUAGCUGAAGAAUGCGCAAAACAAGAUUGUGGAGUGAAUACGUCAAAUCCGAUGGAAGCUUAUGAAGGAAUUAAACUUUUUGCCCAAACCAUCGACUCAAUUCUAAGUAGAGUGAAAGUAAAAUUUAUUGACACAGUAUUUCAAAUUGAACAUGUUCCAAAACAAAGCACAACAGGAGUGGGCAUAGUCAUCAACAUUGAUUUGAUUGAAUACUCAGAUGAAGCAGGCAACGAUCCUUCUACAGAAGAAAAUCUGGAUCAGACAAAUCAAGACUCAAAGAAAGCGUACGUCGUGAACUCAUACACUACGAAAAACUUCAUAAUUACGGGAAUGACGUUUUCAACGGUCGAAUUUUUCAGUAAGGCACGAACUUUUAGUAGAUCCGUGUUAACUCAAUCUCAUUUGGAAGCUGAAAACGAUUCGUUAGUUACUGUGAUAGAAAGUUCUAAUAUAGGUAGUGAUUUUUCUCUUCCGACGCCACAAAAUGAGGAGGAUGAAGGGGUUCCGAAAGAGGAGGAGGAAGAGGAAGAAGUUAACGAGGAAAAAGAUACGGAAAAAAACUUUUAACGGGCAGCGAAAUGUUAUCAAGUUUGGUUAUAUUUCAGGCACACAAGAGAUUAGAGUUAAAUUAAAACAAUCAGAAAGCCUUACCGGGCCGAAGGUAUCAAUCGAUGUAAUGCUAGGAUCUUUCAUAGUAUUUUUAUCACCAAGACAAUUCCAUGUUCUUCUAGAACUUGCAGAUGGUUUAUCUAAACCCGAUACUGUGGAUAAAAGUAAUGUCGCACCGAGAUCACAAUGCACAUCUAAACCCAUGACAGUACUAGAUUACCAGAGGGUCGAACAAGAACUUCAAUACCAGUUGCAGUCUCUUUCUGAACUUCAGAUUGCUGGGUUACAAGCUGCCCAGGGCUGGUCCUCCGCACCUUUAGAUGAUAAUACAGCAGAUGAUAAUUUUCUUCCAAUGAAAAAUACGGUAAGUGGAAUGUUCGACAGCACUCUUUCAGGCAUUAGCAGCAGCAUGGAGUCCAGCAUGAAUUCCAGCAUGAUAAGCUCUAUGACGGAUCACACCCACAGAACAAGACGACUAACUAACAACGUCGACUCAGAUCCUACGGCAGAAAUAUCUAAUUUCCAAAUACGAAUAGCCUCCGUAGCUGUCAUUUUACUGUUGGAAGAUUUACUAUUCCAACCUGUAGAACGUGACCAGAUAUUAGCACCAUCUAGCGUACAAAAGAUGCAGCAAGUUGUCGACGAUUUCUUUGGAAAGUUGGGCCAAUUCUCUUUUGCUGCAUAUGGGAAUAAGGACUUUGAGAAUGCCAGAGAAGCGUUUAACAACGCCUGUUCCCGAAAUAAUUUGAAAUUACUCGCUGCACCUGUACAAAUUGAGGGAGACGAAAAAACCACAAGUUCGGCAUUUUCCAUUAGUGGGCAAUUAACCGCUGCCAAAUUAGAACUUUAUGAGUGUCUAUACAAUACUGCAACUUCUAGAAUUGACUCGAUUCCACUGAUUUCGUUCACGGAAAACUCAUCUCUUCAAAAUGCAACUAUGGGCGCCAAACCUAGCUUUAAACUAGCAUUUAAACAUGUCGAAAAAACGAAAAAUUCUAUUAGAAGAAGCGGACCUAAAUCUGAUAUUACGAUCACCUUGGGCAAGCUAGACUUAGAAUUUGAUAUUACGCUACUAGAUCGAAUUAAUGCUUUGAUAAAUUCUCCAAAUAUAUGUGCUCCAGAAGUAUCGCCAUACAAUCCAUGGACCAUUCCUGAAGGAUUUCCUGGACACAUUAUAUCCGCUGCUGCUGUAGAAGCUAAGAUGGACUUGAAAAUAAUUUGUCCGUGUGUUAAUGUAAAGCUGAGGUUUCCCGUACCAGAUUUUCGCCCACCGUACGAUCUCAAUCGAGUUCCAUGGUGGAAAAGACAUGUUAGAGCUGACUAUCUCUCUCUAGUUUUCGCCGAUUUAGUCUUCCAAUCAAGCUUUCAAACAAACCAAAGUUUCCAAGAAUAUUCGUUGAACUCUAGAGCGCUUGAUAUUAUCUAUUAUGAAAACGAAAACAGUUCUGGUUUACCUAUCGCCAAAGCAGAAUUUGAUGAUAGAGAGGGAUCAUCGAUGCAAGACGUGUUAUCACAGAUUAGGUUGACUAUCAAACUGUUUUCGACUGAGACCAACGAAUUGGAGAAAGAGGCCGAGGUUGAACAAAAUUUAAUGACUACUUCAUUCUACGGAGCUUUCGAAAAUCAGAAUAAAGAGGAGCCAGGACCUUUCAGCGCUAAAAGAGUGGUGCAUGAAAGCGAUACUCCACAUUCCAGACCACCAAAUGAUGAUACCGAUGAACUCAUAAUACCUGGUGAUAAAUACGAGAUAGACGAAUUCAUCAAAUCCACUACAGAUUCGGUUAAAAUUCAUGUUGACGUUUAUAUUCCUCAAAUUUCCCUACAAUUAAAGUCGAAACACGUAUACGAAGUUUUAUAUAACAGAAUUAACAACGAUUUAUUACUUUGGACUCCUAGUGCACCGAAGACUAAAUCUGCAGCCACGAACUUAACAUAUUCUGCAUAUGGAGGAAGAACUGUUAUUGUUGACGGUCAAGAUACUUUCACAAUGUGUAAGAGUGGAAUUCAAUAUGAAUCGGAUAGCGAAAGUGAUGAAUCCGAAGAUAGCACAAGCAACAUUUUUUUCUCCACGUACGACCACAAAAUGCGACAACCUACCAAGCCGGCCCAGCAUAAAGUUCAAGAACCUGUUAAAAAAGUACAAAGCGACUUCGUCCUUAGUAUACAGAUAGCUCAAGGAAUUCUCGAAAUACAUCCACCAGUUAGAGAUUCUGCAAGCAACGUUAUACCUGGGCAACAAGGAGAAUUUUUCCUAAAUUUGGAAGACGCCAACAUUUUUGUGGUUAGUGGGUACAAAGGUGAUGAUAAUUUAGGAUUCGUUUGCGUACAAUUACAUAACGCUCAGCUGUACCAUUGCGAUAUGAUGGGCAUUCCUAGUCAAUCUUCUACCAUAAAACCAUUUGGAUCACCUGUUGGAAGUCAUCUGCAUCCCACCAUAUAUAAAUCUGAGCAAGGUAUGCUUGUGACCUCAAAAAAUAGAGGAGGAAAUAGAGAGAUGCUUACUAUCGCAAUAAGAAUACAAGCUAACCAUGAAACUCAUCACGUUAAGACCGUGAGAGUAGCCAUCGGGUUAAACAAGAGUACGUUAAAACAUAGAAUGUGUACAGAACCGAAUAGUUGGAUUUCACAUUUGUUAGACUUUUUCAAUGUACAAGAUUACCCGAUAGCAAAUUAUCAUGCCAAAGAUGUUCUGACUGAAUUACAUUUACACGUUUGGGAUUGUGCCAUAGAUUAUAGGCCAUUAAAUUUAGCUAUUAGAUCUGCAAUCACAAUAGGAAACUUCAGUAUGUCUUCGCACUUAUCAGCUCAAUCGAAUUCGUCUACGCUGAGGUUUAUAUUCGAAGAAUGUGCACUAUUUUUGAGCGAAAAAGCUCCCUCGAAAAACGGGAAAGUAUCUGUGGCACCCGUGGACUUAAUUAGAGAUUAUGUCAAUGUCUUACAGUUAGGACUGUUUGAGUUGAGUUUAAGAACAACGGAUAAGAGAAGUGGGAUCAACCCUCACAUCGACCUUCGAGCUUCUAAUAACAUUCUCAACAUACAUACAUGCGCAGACAGUUGUAAAAUGUUAACGAACCUAAUAAUAUACUUUGCCAAUGACGGAGAUCUAGUACCACCAACAUCCACAACCACAGGAAGCUCUUACUCGAGUCCUAGACACCAAGCUGAAGCAGAAUUGGUAUCGGUUGAACCUCAGAUUAGUAAUUUGUCGAAGAGCCAACAUGAGCACGUUAACACACUGUUGGGAGAAGCCAUGAAAGAAAGUGAAGUUGUAGAAGAUAAUCCGAUGCAUUCUUCAAACCUCGGUGCCAAACUAUUUUACUUUCCCGAUGAAAAGCAGCUAAUACAACAAGAAACACUUUCUAAACCUCUACCACAAGUGACUUAUGAAUUAGGUGACAUUGCUUACCACUCCAGUAGAAGUAGUGACACAGAUGAUGAGUUCUGUAUUAUAGGUAAAGAACCCGGUCUCGGAUUAUACCCGGCAAAUGGCAUUCCUGAUAUUCGAUGGCUUUCCAGCGACCCCGUGCGAGUAAUAGAUAAUCACUUUAACAUCCCCGUUGGUAAAACGGAUCUUCUGAAACCUCCUAAAUCAUUUCCUAUACCUAUCACUCGGUAUACUCUGUGUGACAUGACAGUAGUUUGGCACAUGUAUGGUGGAAACGAUUUCAAAGUAGCGGAAAGUGAAAACAAGAAAAAAACUGUACAAUUUUCAGAAACUCAACUGAAUGAUACCGUUAGUUUUUCCAAAGGAAAUAAAAACGAAGUGCAUAUCACUAGUCAUAUGGAUAAAAAGAAAGCUAAUAUGAAUUGGAUUGUCAAGGGAGGAGUCAAUAGGGAUCAUGAUGUCCACAUGGAAUUACAUUUAAAUAAGGUUAGAUUUCAACACGAAGUAUAUCCAGAAACAACGACACAAGCGUCGCGGCAAGUGUUGAUAAUAUCCGACGUGGAAAUUGUAGAUAGAUUAGAAUCAAGUCAAAUAAAUAAAUUUCUCUACCAAUAUACUAGUCAAAGCAGGCCAAAACAGUCACAUGCACACAUGGUAGUCAUUAAAUCCCUUCACAUACGACCUGAUCCAAAGCUGCCAACUCAGGAAUGUUGCCUGAAAGUAUCGAUAUUGCCGCUUCGGUUGAAUAUUGAUCAAGACUCUUUAUUGUUUCUCAUUAAUUUCUUUAGUGAUCUUAGUGGCGAUAGUUGCGAAAAGACAGAUGAUCAAGGCAAUAUCUCCAAACAUAACACCCCCACCCACCAUCCGCCUGUGAUGACAAUUAGCGAAGAAAAUGAAGAACUUAUUAAAAAACAAGCUUUAAAAGUUGUCGAUGAAAAUUUAAUACUGUUAAUGGAGGAGAGUAGGCAUCAGUUUGAUUUGGAUAAUGAUUUGGAAAAUUCUACAUCUACUACGUCAGACGGAUCACCGGUCUUCUUCAGGAAUCUGAUAUUCAGUCCGGAAGUUCCUAUCCGCUUAGAUUACCACGGAAAACGCGUAGACAUGACCCACGGCUCACUCCCCGGAUUACUGAUGGGCCUUGGUCAAUUAAAUUGUUCGGAAUUGAGGUUGAAACGAGUGACUUACCGACAUGGCCUUUUAGGAUUCGACAAACUCAUGAUGCAUUUGGUACAAGAAUGGUUGAGUGAUAUUAAAAAGAAUCAACUGCCCAGUUUACUUGGAGGUGUUGGACCGAUGUAUACUCUUGUUCAGUUGUUCCAAGGAGUUCGAGAUCUGUUCUGGUUACCAAUCGAACAGUACCAAAAAGACGGGAGGAUCGUCAGAGGACUUCAACGAGGCGCCAACAGUUUUACGACGUCGACAGCAAUGGCUGCCCUCGAAUUAACAUCUAGAAUAAUUCAUCUAAUACAGAUAACUGCUGAAACUGCCUACGAUAUGUUGUCUCCCGGUCCCAGUGUUAGGAUACUUGCAAAGUCCAAGGGGAAAAGGAGGAGGUACCAUCAACCACAAGAUAUUAGGGAAGGAAUGACGAAUGCUAUUUUAUUAGUGAAAGAGGGCAUUGGUGAGACAGCUGAUAACAUCGUCCAAGUAGCCGCCCAAGAAAAAGAACAGAAGGGGUACAGCGGUGCAGUAGGUGGUGUUCUACGUCAAAUCCCUCCAACUAUACUGAAGCCAAUUAUAAUAGCGUCUGAAGCCACUAGCAAUGUACUAGGAGGCAUGCGUAGUCAGUUAGUACCCGACGCUCGAAGAGAAGCAAAUCAAAAAUGGCGCAGUAAUGACGGCGUGUAUUGUGAUAAAAAUUAA